AACAAUCUUAUUCUGCAUCUACAAAUAAUAGACCGUAGUACUUCGGACUUGAGGAAAUCCCAUCACUUCAUUUGUGCUACUGAUCCUUCCUCCCACAUGUACGUCUACCGCUGAAAAACCGCUGAAAAAAGGGAUAUGGCGCAGAUGGGUCAAAAGUUUAUUAUCAUCCACGGCCAUAGCGUUCAUAUUGCACCCUGGUCCGUCUGAUCCACAAAGUUAAGCGAACGAGCGCUAGGUGUCGGGGUGUCUGUGUCAACUGAAAGGGGAAACAUCAUCGAUGUGCUGAGGAUCGACGAGACUUCUUGAUGACGUGGUCGAAAGGCAAGAAGGCAUGGAUAAUAUGGUCAUGGUCAAAAGUCACUGGCGUGAUCGCCAGGGAAACAGAUGAGGACCGAACGUUCUUUCUCCGACUCGCCGGGAGACGUUCAAUGCAUGUAAAUGCUUUCAAGAAGCUAGCAUAAUAAGGCCCUGCAUUGUCCAAAACGGAAUUGCCCACCCAGCUACAGCCAUGAAAGCCCAAAGAUGUACUGUAUGUGCCGGCCGACCACCGGAGAGAGAUUUCAAUCUGUUCAUUUAUUUGAUUUCUUUUUGGGAUGUGUGCAUUACUGGAUUGUCGACCCACCUAAGAUGUAUUUAUUCAGAUGCCUUCCUCAUAGAAUAUCAUUUAUUCAGAUGCCUUCCUCAUAGAAUAUCAGUUGCCGGUGUCGCUCAACGUCAUUUCGGCGUGUCCGUGGCCCCUUCCUUUGACGCUGUGUGUCCUUGGCACAUCGUUCGCCUGGCAUUAUUAUACUAUCUACCAUCUGCUUAUUGUCAUUCAUCUUUUCAGUUGAAUCUACUUCCCAGCUCACAUUCAAUGUCUGAUUACGAAGACGAGUACUACCAGCCGGAAGAGCGUGAGGUCGAAUACAGAGAUGAAGACGACGAGCGCGGAUACGAGAGAUACGAGUCGCCGCCCCGCUCUCCGGCUCGCAGUAGCAGCAGUAGCAGCGGCGGUGGUCGCGAAAGUCGUCACAGCGAUUCCUCGGAAGAAGACGGACGUCACAGUGAUGGGGACUAUCGUCCGGUGCAGGGGUCAGUCGGUCUCGGCAAUGUAGCGGCCGUGGGCAUUAUGACCGGAAUGAUGGGCAAUUUGAUGGGCGGUGGAAAUGGAACAUCCAAUCGCGAGACUGGAGGCAAUUAUUAUCAAGCACCUUCUGGACAAUAUCAAAACGGCUACAACGGCUGUCAAAAUGAUUAUCAGCAAGCGGGCUACGGUCAGAAUGGGUACGGACAAGAAGGUUAUGGCAAUCAACAACAAGGUUACGGGGGGAACGAAUACCGUGAUGCAGGAUACGGCAGUGAUUAUCCUCACCCUGGGCCUCCUCCUCAGCAGUACGAGCCGACUAACGCCGGGUACGCCCCUCCGCCACCUCUUUAUGCUGGUCGACAGCAACACUAUGGUGAUUAUCGCGCAAAUGAAGGCGAUGAUGGAGGGCCUCACCCUCAGCAUUUCGGUCCUGAAUUCCAUGACAGUCAAACCGGUGAAGUUGCUCAGGCAUACUUUGAGUAUUCCAGAUGUAAUGGCCGGAGGAAGGCUCUUCUUAUCGGUAUAAACUAUAUUGGAUCCAGUGCUCAGCUCGCUGGCUGUAUCAACGACGUCCACAAUGUCCAAAAGUUUAUUACAGAGCGAUAUGGCUAUCAGCUUGACGACAUUGUUAUGCUCACUGAUGAUAACAACGACGCGAGGACUAUGCCUACGAGGGACAACAUAAUCAAAGCGAUGAAGUGGCUUGUUGAUGGAGCUCAGAGGGAUGAUGCUUUGUUCUUUCAUUAUUCUGGGCAUGGAACCCAGACGGAGGAUAUGGAUGGUGAUGAGCAAGAUGGCCAGGACGAGGCAAUCUGCCCAGUUGAUUAUGAAACUGCUGGUCUGCUUAUUGAUGAUGACAUCCACGAGCUCCUUGUUCGCCCUCUCCCUUCGGGUUGCCGCCUUACAGCGAUAUUCGAUUCUUGUCAUUCUGCGACCGUCAUGGAUCUGCCUUACGUUUACGCCACCGACGGCACUGUCAAAGAGCCCGAUCUUCUAGCUGAAGCUUCUCAGGGCCUUCUCGGUACCGGUAUGGAUAUUCUUCGGGGAGACACCGGAGGAAUCAUGACUAGUCUGUUUGGAGCCGCGAAAAGCGCGUGGGCGGCCAAUAAAGCAGAAGAAAAGACGAAGAGGACAAAGACGAGCCCUGCGGAUGUUGUCAUGUGGUCGGGGUGUAAGGAUAACCAGACUAGCGCGGAUACUCAGGAAGAUGGUGAGGCCACUGGCGCCAUGUCCUACGCAUUUAUCUCCGCUCUCAACAAACGACCUAAUCAGAGCUACCAAGAGUUGCUCAUCGCGAUUCGAGAUGAGAUGAAGGGCAAAUACACUCAGAAACCUCAGCUUUCUGCUUGUCACCCGAUUGAUACGAGCUUGCUGUUCGCUGCUUGAGCCAUGAUGUUUUUGUCAUGUUGACGACGAAAUGGUGUGGAUGGGUUCAGGACUUAUGUGGAUUAUUGAAGAUCUCUAUAUAUAUGUAUAUACAUUCAAGUACAAGAAGGCAACGGUUUCAGUUAUC
Molecule: messenger RNA, 2579 nt
Organism: Cryptococcus deneoformans JEC21
Lineage: Eukaryota; Fungi; Basidiomycota; Tremellomycetes; Tremellales; Cryptococcaceae
Product: caspase, putative
Exons: 15
Coding region: 509-2452 (647 amino acids)
Biological process (GO): proteolysis
Molecular function (GO): cysteine-type endopeptidase activity
Source: RefSeq, a predicted model, not a curated record